Eriocheir sinensis (Chinese mitten crab) is the source of this 2537-nucleotide messenger RNA. RefSeq lists its product as uncharacterized. Gene Ontology annotation, molecular function: RNA-DNA hybrid ribonuclease activity; nucleic acid binding. NCBI's taxonomy places the organism in Eukaryota, Metazoa, Arthropoda, Malacostraca, Decapoda, Varunidae. The transcript is spliced from 2 exons. Bases 101 to 2443 code for a protein of 780 amino acids. The record is from RefSeq and is a predicted model, not a curated record.
UGUGGCUGACGUGACGGAUCAACCCUUCACAUCACAGGAACUGACCAGGGCGAUAAAAGGGAGAGACACGGCCGCGGGAGCGGACGGCGUGACUUACUCCAUGCUGGCACACGCCGGGCCAGCCGGAGACGCCGCGCUGUUGGCCUUGCUCAACGCGUCGUGGCUGGCGGGCCGCCUGCCGCCCGCCUGGAAGGACGCUGACAUUCAGCCCAUACCCAAGCCCAAGGAGCCAAACAGCUUCCGGCCCAUCUCCCUCCUGAGCUGCACAGGGAAAACCGCCGAAAGGAUGGUGCUGUCUCGCCUCCAGUGGCGCAUGGGAGGCCCGCACCCCAACGUGUUUGGCUUCACUAAGGGCAAGAGCACAGCAGACAGCCUCAUCACCCUGCUGGUCCACGCCAACAACCGUCCCACCAUCACGGUCUUCCUCGACCUCGAGAAAGCCUUCGAGCUAGCCAGCCCACACGCCAUCCUCACCGCCCUCGUGAGAAAGGGGAUCCGACGCCUACUCGCCUGGCUCCAGGACUACCUCCAACAGCGGCGGGCCUGGGUCAAGUUUCAGGGCUUCAAAUCCUCCUUCAUGGGCUUCGAUAACGGGACCCCCCAGGGCGGCAUACUCAGCCCGUGCCUGUUCAACCUCCUGAUGGAGCAGCUGGUGGCGCUGCCCUUCCGGGAGGGCACCACUCUUCUGAGCUACGCCGACGACCUCGCCCUCGUCGUCACCGGGAGGGGCAACAAGCUCGCCAGGGCGCAGGAGGCACUUGACAUCAUCACCGACAAGUGCGAGGAGCUGGGGCUCAAGAUCUCCCCUGGGAAGUCGCGGGCCAUGGCCAUCAGGGACACCACGCCGGCCGCACAGCUGCGCGUCCAGGGAGUCGGGCUGGCCUGGACGUCCUCCUACCAGUACCUCGGGGUAUGGAUAGACCAGCAACUGUCCUUCACACAGCAGGUCACCUACCUGAGAGAAAGGACGCUGGCCCGGCUCAACGUCAUGAGGGCCAUGACGCGGCCGUGGGCGGGCGCCACCUUCUCCGUCCUCCGGCUUUACUACCUGCGGGCGGUGCGCUCCCUGGUGGACUACAGCGCACCUGUCCUCGUAGGCCUGUCCCGGCACCAGCAACGGCGCCUGGAGGUGGUGCAGAACAACGCCAUGAGGACCAUGUUGGGAGCACCGCGGUGGACCAGCGCCUGCGUGAUGCAGAACGAGACCCGACUGGUGCCCCUCACCUGCAGGGUGGACUGCAUCAUGGCCUGCCGGGUGGCCAGAGUGCUGCAGCGCGACGUGGAGGGCGUGGCGCCGGAAAGACUCCGGUUAGCCAUGGCACAGGGCGUCGAGUGCCUCCACAACAACGGGUGGCUAAUCGGCACCACUAUUGCUGCCAACACCAGCCGGCACGCGGGUAACUGGCUGUGGCGAGAGCCGGACCGCCCGCACCCCACCUACAGGCCUUCUGCCCCCUGGGAGCCCUCUGCCGCAGUGUUCACUGCCACACAGCUGCCCGCCAGCAAGGCGCAGUGCACUACCGCGGAGCUGCGUCAGCACGCCUUGAUGGCCAUCGCGCAGGUCACUGAGCGGGGCGCUGCGGUAUACUACACUGACGGCUCUGUCGACCCCGACAGCGGGAGGACGGGCGCCGCCUUCGUUACUGGUGGACGGCAGCGGGCGUGGAGGACAUCAGACCACUGCUCCUCCAUCCAAAGAAAGCUAGUGGCAAUCCUGCACGCCCUCGAGCACGCACAGCAUCGCCAAGAGGACACCGUCGUGCUCCACACAGACUCCCGGGGGGUCCUGCAGGCGCUACAAGGCCACCCCAAGGACAACGUGGGCCUCAUCACCGCCAUCCUGGGCAUCCUGCAAAGCCUUGCAGCGCAAGGCAGGCGGGUGCGGCUCCACUGGAUCCCCAGCCAUGUGGGAGUCAGAGGGAACGACGCCGCCGACGAGGCCGCCAAGAGGGCAGCCAAAGGCCCCACCGUCACCAAACCUGUGCGGCCAAGCCUGCAACAGGCCAAGACACAGGCCAAACACGCAGCAGUCCACCACGCCCACCAGCAGCUCCGAGAACUGGAGGGGACAAAGAAACAGGCAGCCUGGUACGCUGCGGCCACCGCCUACACCCAACUGGACGCCGCCUAUCAGCAGCGCAGGGCAGACGACGCGUUGCUGCAGCGCCUCAGACUGGGCUACUGCACCAGGGAGGAGCUGUACGACGGCUUCGAUGGGCGGAUAUGCGAGCACUGUGAAGAGCGCGCCCGCCGCCCCCUGGUGCACUACCUCCUGUCUUGCCCAGCCACCGCGCGCCUCAGACCAGCGCCAGCGGCUGCCGCCCAUCCUGCAGGAGACGGCGGGCCCCUGAGGCGGUGUGAAGCCAAGGCCGCCCUCACGGUCCGACACACCCCGACACAGGUCCUCCUCGAGGUGCUACGGGCGGCACCUCCCCCACGGUGACCAACGCCCGCACCCCGCACAGCCGGGCGACGUGAGCCGCGCUGACAGCGCUGCCACGACACCACGCCGCUAGCCUGCACCGCCACCGAACACC